This is a messenger RNA of Aspergillus puulaauensis, 1047 nucleotides long. RefSeq names its product aldo/keto reductase. The record is from RefSeq and is a predicted model, not a curated record. Lineage: Eukaryota; Fungi; Ascomycota; Eurotiomycetes; Eurotiales; Aspergillaceae. The transcript has 3 exons. The coding region runs from base 1 to 1047 and encodes 348 amino acids.
AUGGCUACCGAAAACCAAAUGGAAUAUGUUUCCCUCGGCAAAUCCGGCCUCAAGAUCUCCAAGGUCAUCCUAGGCACCAUGUCCUACGGCACAAGCGAAUGGCAAGACUGGGUUCUAGACGAAGAUAAAGCCCUCCCGCUGAUCGAGCACGCCUACAAGCGCGGAAUCAACACCUGGGAUACAGCAGAUGUGUACUCGCACGGCCGCUCCGAAGAAAUCGUCGGCAAGGCGCUGAAGAAAUACAACAUACCGCGCCACCGCGUCGUGAUCAUGACCAAGUGCUUCUACGGUGUUGAUGAUGAGGGCAAGCUUCCUCCUAUUGCGGCCUGCAGCCAGAAUAAGGGCGAUAUGGUGAACAGAGUUGGAUUGUCGCGGAAGCAUAUCUUUGAUGCGGUCGAUGCGAGUAUUGAGAGACUUGGGACUUAUAUUGAUGUUCUCCAGAUCCAUCGGUUGGAUCGUGAGACGCCGAGAGAGGAGAUCAUGAAGGCGUUGAAUGAUGUUGUUGAGAGUGGGAAGGUUAGGUAUAUUGGUGCCAGCACGAUGGCCGCCUGGGAAUUCCAAGCCCUCAACAACCUCGCCGCCUCCAAGGGCUGGCACACCUUCAUCUCCAUGCAAAACUACCACAACUUGAUUUCUCGCGAAGAAGAGCGCGAAAUGAUCCCCUACUGCCUCGACGCCGGAAUCGGUCUAAUCCCCUGGUCCCCGAUGGCCCGAGGCCUCCUCACCCGCCCCUGGCGCAGCGCGCCUUCGCUCCGUGAGUCCACGGACGGCGCUCUGAAUUUUCUCCUCCGCAACCGGGAGACGGAGGCGGAUAAGAAGAUUGUGGACCGUGUUGAGGAGAUUGCGAAGAAGAAGGGCGUCAGCAUGGCCCAGGUAUCCAUUGCGUGGUCUCUGAGCAAUAAGAAUGAGAACCCCAUUUUGGGGCUCAGCAGCAAGGAGAGGAUUGAUGAGGCGGCUGCCAGUAUCAAGGUUGUUUUGACGGAGGAGGAGAAGAAGUAUUUGGAGGAACCUUAUGUGCCCAAGACAUUGUCGCCUCUGGAGAAGUAG